ACCGAACCGGGUCAAGUAACUCAGUUCCAUCACAUAAGAUCCUCAUCAAUGAACUCACUAGCAACUCCAAGUCCACGAUGAGCAACCACCGGCCUCUCCGCCACUCCGUCAACCCUCCUCCUCCCAUCCCUAUUCCCAUCCCUUCUCGUUUCCAUCCUUCCAACCCUUCUCCUUUCCCUCCCUUCUCCCCCCUCUCCAUCUCCACCCCUUCCAAACGCCGCAUCUCCGUUUCCACCUCCUCCUUCUCCUCCCUUCUCCUUCUCCUCUUCUCCCUCCGAUCCCUCUACUCCCUUCUCCCCUUCCUUCGCUCCUCCCCUUCCUCCUUCUCCCUUUUCCCCUUCUCCUUCCUCGUCUCCCUCCUUUCUCUUGUCCUCUCCCUCCCUUUCUCCCUCCCCCUCUCCAUAUCCUCUCUCCGCCCCCAUCUCCGCUCUCUCGCCGCCAGAUCCUCUCUCCUCACUCUUGUCUUCCUAUUCCGCUUCCAAGCUCUCCGCUACUGCGGUACUUCCGCUACCAUCCUCGCUGACUUCUCUGGCUCCCUCGUCGCUCAAUCCCUCUCCUACUCCCACUCCCACCGCCGCCGUGACGCCCGCAAACUAAUUGGUUACGCCUCCCUCAUCUCCGCUCUCUUUUUCCUAUCCCGUAGCUGGGAUCGCACCGGUUGCGCCCCCUUAUCCUCCUCUCCGCCGCCUCCCGAUGGUUGCAGCCGCGUCGCCCCUUUGCUGCUGCCUUUCCUCUCCGGUUUUUUGGGGUUCCACGAGCGCGCCUCUUCCAAUUGGGCUUCUCUUCGUCAAUUAGGUCGGAAAAGAUCUCGCCUUGCUUCUCUUGCGCUCACCAAUGUCUUCCUCUUUGUUCCCGCUCUCAUUAGCUUUCUCCGCGAAGGCGGUGAGGAGAUGGCUGCUGUUUCGUUUGGGAGCCUUGGAUGGCCUCUGAUUAACACUGUGAUCUUUGGUGUGGUUAUUGGUGAUCAUUAUGGUGAUGACAAGGUUGUUACUAGUGGGAAGGAUCUGCGCAGAACUUUCACGGUAACUUUCGUUUGCACUCUUGUUCUUGAGCUUUUCUACUUCCCAAAGUUAUCUAUGCCUGGAUUUUUGUUCUGUGGGUUCUUGAUGUGGCUUUCUGUUCAAGAGCUGGUUGCAUGUUUGCCUAAUUUUGUUGAAAUUGGUAGCUCUGAUCCUUCUGAGUCUUUAUAUUCAAUGAUUAUGAAUCCUCUUCGGCACAUUAUGACUGAGAGGAAGUCUAGGAAGAUUGCUCUUUUUCUUCUUAUUAACACAGCAUAUAUGGUGGUAGAGUUUGUGGCUGGGUUCAUGAGCAAUAGUCUUGGGUUGAUUUCUGAUGCUUGUCACAUGCUAUUUGAUUGUGCUGCAUUGGCUAUUGGCCUUUAUGCUUCCUAUAUUUCUCGACUACCUGCGAACCAUCAUUACAGCUAUGGCCGGGGGAGGUUUGAGGUGCUUUCAGGGUAUGUGAAUGCUGUGUUGUUGGUUCUUGUUGGUGCUCUCAUUGUAUUGGAAUCAUUUGAGAGGAUUCUUGAUCCUCAAGAGAUAUCAACCAAUAGUUUGUUGACAGUGUCAAUUGGUGGGCUUCUUGUCAAUGUUGUUGGCCUAGUUUUCUUCCAUGAGGAGCAUCAUCAUGCUCAUGGUGGUAGUGGAGCAUGCUCUCAUUCUCACCACAGCCACCACCCCCACCACAGCCAUGAUCACCAUGAUCACCAUCACCACAAUCACCACCAUAGCCAUGAUCACCAUGAUCACCAUUAUGGCAUUGUUAUGCAAGAUCUAGAUGCCAAAAUUGAGCAACAUCAGCACAAUGUUCAUUCUCAUGACUCUUCCAGUGGAAAUCUGCAUACUGUGCAUGUUAAUCAUUGUUGCAACCAUAAUAACCAUCACAAUGAUGAUCAUCAUCAUCUCCAUACAGAUGUUAAAAAUGGAAAUGCUUGUAAGUCCAGCCAUGAGCAUCAAAACCAAGACCACUCUUCACAUGGUCAUUUUCCAGACCACACAAACAAUGGGUGUCAUGUUGAGAAGGAGAGCUGUUCUCAUAAAGAAACUGUACAUUCCUCUUCAGAACAUCAGAAUAAUCAUUCUUCAUCCUCGAAGCAGCAGCAUCACCAUAUUGACCACAACAUGGAAGGUAUUUUCUUGCAUGUGUUAGCUGAUACCAUGGGAAGUCUUGGAGUUGUGAUCUCCACCCUCCUAAUAAAGUACAAAGGAUGGUUUGCGGCAGAUCCAGCAUGCUCUAUAUUUAUUUCAAUUAUGAUUGUGUCUUCUGUUGUCCCAUUAUUAAAAAAUUCUGCUGAAACUUUGCUUCAAAGAGUUCCAAGGGCUAAUGAACAGGACCUCAAAGUAGCCUUGCAUAAUUUGAUGAAGGUUGACAGUGUGUGUGGAUUCCGAAAUUUGCAUGUUUGGAAUUUUACAAACACGGAGCCUGUGGCAACAGUUCAUCUUCACUUGUCAGCAGAGGGUGAUAAGACUCGUGUGAAGAAGAGAUCAAUGAAUCUGUUUCAUGAAGCUGGGAUAAGGGAUGUUACCGUUCAAGUAGAAUAUGUGAAUACCUGACUGGAGGAAGUAUUUAGAACACACAUCAGGUAAAGAACUACAGGCAAUGUCAAGCUUAGAUCGGAUAUGGGACAAUUGGAGUGUACUGGUUCUGACGUUCACACUGGCAUAUGCCUCUCAAUCUCAGUAAAAUGAUUUUUUGGCAGCCAUGUCCCAUGAUAGACAUUGAUUCUUAAAAUGUUAUUAUUUGGUCACUUAGCAGUCCUUGGAUGAAGCUGGUUAGUUUGCAUUUUUGUGGCCAAAUGAGAUCUAAUCUGUCAAUUGAAAGAUUUGUGGACUUUUGCUUGUUUCAUACUAAAUUUUGGCAGUAAACAAAGUUUAACAGGAUAUAUUGAGAA
Dioscorea cayenensis subsp. rotundata (Guinea yam) is the source of this 2890-nucleotide messenger RNA. RefSeq names its product probable zinc transporter protein DDB_G0291141. The record is from RefSeq and is a predicted model, not a curated record. Gene Ontology annotation, cellular component: membrane; Golgi apparatus. Gene Ontology annotation, biological process: intracellular zinc ion homeostasis; zinc ion transport; transmembrane transport. Gene Ontology annotation, molecular function: zinc ion transmembrane transporter activity. The coding region runs from base 78 to 2552 and encodes 824 amino acids. NCBI's taxonomy places the organism in Eukaryota, Viridiplantae, Streptophyta, Magnoliopsida, Dioscoreales, Dioscoreaceae. The transcript has a single exon.